This is a messenger RNA of Erigeron canadensis, 1805 nucleotides long. Its product is annotated as BAHD acyltransferase DCR. The record is from RefSeq and is a predicted model, not a curated record. NCBI's taxonomy places the organism in Eukaryota, Viridiplantae, Streptophyta, Magnoliopsida, Asterales, Asteraceae. The transcript is spliced from 2 exons. Bases 82 to 1476 code for a protein of 464 amino acids.
GUAAGCACAACUCUUUUAAAAGAAUAAACAACCUUGUUUUAUAUUAUUUCUGCUUACUAUUACUAUUUGACAUCCACCCUAAUGGCAACCCUUGUCACAACAAAGGAAGAGAAUCCAACCAAAGUAAUAGAAACCCAAAUCACAACAAAACAGGAUAAACACUUAAAAGUGGAAAUCCUAAACAAAACCUAUGUUAAGCCUCAAAAGCCACUAGGAAGAAAAGAGUGUCAAUUGGUCACAUUUGAUCUUCCUUACAUAGCCUUUUACUACAACCAAAAAUUGAUGAUCUAUAAAGGGGGGGUUGAUGAGUUUAAUGAUAUUGUGGAGAAACUAAAAGAUGGGUUAAGUGUAAUUUUGGAAGAGUUUCAUCAAUUGGCUGGAAAAUUGGACAAAGAUGAUGAUGGUGUGUUUAAGGUGGUGUAUGAUGACGAUACGAAUGGAGUGGAGAUGGUGUCUGCUGUUGCUGAAGACACCGAAAUCGGAGAUUUGAUGGGCGAGGAAGGGACCAUCAAGCUCAAGGAUUUAGUUCCUUAUAAUGGUGUUUUAAACUUGGAAGGUCUUCAACGUCCACUUCUAUCAAUUCAGAUAACCAAGCUUAAAGAUGGGCUUGUAAUGGGCUGUGCAUUCAACCAUGCGAUAUUAGACGGUACUUCCACAUGGCACUUCAUGAGCUCAUGGGCCCAAAUAUGUACCGGCUCCAAAUCCAUUUCCGUUCAGCCUUUCCUUGACCGUACCCAAGCGCGUAACACCCGCGUGAAGCUCGACCUCACACCUCCCGCCCAAACUAACGGCCAUUCAAACGGCGACUCAACUCCGUCACCACCGCCGUUGAGAGAAAAAAUCUUCAGAUUCUCGGAAUCGGAAAUCGAAAAAAUCAAGGCAAAAAUCAACGCAAAUCCGCCAGAGGGAUCCACAAAACCGUUUUCAACAUUCCAGUCACUCUCAACACACAUAUGGCAUGCCGUCACGCGCGCGCGUGAGCUUAAACCAGAAGACUACACUGUUUUCACUGUGUUCGCUGAUUGUAGGAAGCGCGUGGAUCCACCAAUGCCUGACAGUUACUUCGGGAACUUAAUUCAGGCGAUCUUCACCGUCACCGCCGCCGGAUUGUUGGUGGCGAGUCCGCCAGAAUUUGCGGCAGGGAUGAUCCAAAAAGCGAUUGAUAUGCAUGAUGCGAAAGCGAUUGAGGCGCGUAACACUGAAUGGGAAAGUAAUCCCAUAAUAUUUCAGUAUAAGGAUGCAGGUGUUAAUUGUGUAGCGGUUGGAAGUUCACCACGGUUUAAGGUUUAUGAUGUUGAUUUCGGGUUUGGUAAACCCGAAAGUGUGAGGAGCGGGGCGAAUAAUCGGUUUGAUGGAAUGGUUUAUUUGUAUCAAGGAAAGAGUGGUGGAAAGAGUAUUGAUAUUGAGAUUAGUUUGGAAGCAAAGGCAAUGGAAAACCUUGAAAAGGAUAAGGAAUUCUUAAUGAUCCAAGAUUAAUUAAACCAUCAAAUUGGAUUAUCGAUUGAUGAAUUUCGGUUUGAAGAAUAAGUUUGUUUAAUUGGAAGAUGGGAUCGCAUUAGUUUGGUUUGAUUAAGAUUGUUAAAUAAGGGGUUUUAAUUUCAGUUUUAAGAUGUUAUGAAGAUGUUGUUAUUUUGGGGAUGAAACUAUGGGAAUGUUUUGUGGAAUUUAUUUGUAGGUUUAAAAUGUGGUUAAGUUUAUAUGUGUAUGUAUGUAUGGUUGUAGUUGUCUCUUUUGUUCGUUGAUUCAAUGUUAAGUCGUUUAUUGGCAUUUAUUGUGGUUGGAUAAUUUGAUAAUGUUUCGAGUAA